AAAAACCAUGGAGUUCUUAGCUCUCUUCUCCACGAUCAUCUUCCUCCACGCUGUCCUCGUUCUAUUAUACAAUCUGAUCGACAAAUGGCGCCACCGCAACUGCUACCUCCUCGACUACGUCUGUCUAAAGCCUUCCGACGAGCGCAAACUCCCCACCAAUCUCUGCGGCGAGAUCGUCUCUCGCAACUCUUGUUUGGGUCUCAACGAGUACAAAUUCCUUCUCAAAGUCAUAAUCAGCUCCGGUCUUGGCGAGUCCACUUACGGCCCUCGCAACAUUAUCGAAGGCCGCGAAGCCAGUCCGACCUUGUCGGACUCCAUUUCCGAAAUGGACGAAUAUCUCUUCCCUUUAGUUGACUCCAUCUUCCUCCGCGUCAACCAAAGUUUCCAUCUUUCACCUUCCUCCAUCGACAUUCUUGUCGUCAACGUCUCAAUGUUCUCUCCUGCUCCUUCCCUCGCGGCCAGAGUAAUCAACCGCUACGGCUUCCGGGAAGAUAUACUGGUCUAUAACCUCAGCGGCAUGGGCUGCAGCGCUAGCCUCAUCUCAGUCGAUCUCAUACGAAACAUCUUUAAAUCUCAUAAGAAAAAAAUCGCUCUUUUAUUGUCUUCAGAGUCCAUUUCCCCUAACUGGUAUAACGGAAAUAAGCGAUCUAUGAUGCUGGGAAACUGCUUAUUCCGCUCGGGCGGCUGCGCCGCGCUUCUGACUAACGAUCCCUUCCUCGGCGGCCGCCAUGGAAAGCUUCAGUUGCGUCGUCUGGUUCGAACGCACCUCGGCCGAAGCAACGAGGCGCACACUUGCGCUUGCCAGAAGGAAGACGACGAAGGACGCCAUGGGUUUCAUUUAAGCCGCGAGCUGCCCGCUGCGGCCGCUCAAGCUUUUUUCGAAAAUCUCCGCGUUUUAGCUCCCAAAAUCCUUCCUUUAACCGAAAUCGCGCGUUACCUCUUGGCGUCUGUAUGGAAGAAGAAGACGACGUCGAUGUCGACUGUAAAUAUGAAAUCCGGAGUUGAACAUUUCUGCCUUCAUACAGGCGGAAAGGCAGUAAUUGAAGGCAUAGGGAGAAGCUUGGGGUUGGACGAAAAGGCCUUGGAACCGGCGAGAAUGACUCUCCAUCGAUUCGGUAAUACUUCUGCCAGUAGUGUUUGGUAUGUGCUUAGUUAUAUGGAAGCAAAGAAGAGGCUGAGAAAAGGGCAGAGGAUUCUUAUGAUGACCUUUGGAUCUGGAUUCAAAUGCAACAGUUGCUUGUGGGUUGUGAUGCGAGACUUGGACGAUUGUGGAGUUUGGGAGGAUUGUAUUAAGGGUUAUCCGCCGAAGACAUUGGUGAAUCCUUUCUUUGAUAAGUAUGGAUGGAUUAAUGAUCCAAAUGCAGAGGUUUUGGUGCAGAAAUUUAAGGACGGGAUGGCCAGGGGGGAGAAAAGAGAGAGCUUGACGGAUCUUAUUUGAUUUUUUUAAAUUUUUUUUUUUUUUUUCAUAUGGUAUGUGUUCUUAUACAUUUGCAUUUGAAAAAAGGGGAUUGAGGAGAUGAAAUAUUAGAUUAUAUGUGCCCGAAAGAAUGGG
This is a messenger RNA of Dendrobium catenatum, 1552 nucleotides long. RefSeq names its product 3-ketoacyl-CoA synthase 12-like. Gene Ontology annotation, biological process: fatty acid biosynthetic process. The record is from RefSeq and is a predicted model, not a curated record. Gene Ontology annotation, cellular component: membrane. Gene Ontology annotation, molecular function: acyltransferase activity, transferring groups other than amino-acyl groups. The transcript has a single exon. Bases 8 to 1438 code for a protein of 476 amino acids. NCBI's taxonomy places the organism in Eukaryota, Viridiplantae, Streptophyta, Magnoliopsida, Asparagales, Orchidaceae.